GACCCGGAUGCGACCGGGAAGCAGCAGUUGCCAGGGCGACGGGAGCUUUCCGGAGCUGCUAGUACUCCCGAUUGGAGGUGUAGAACCGUUACUUGUCGUGGGCCUUAGCGGCCACUGUGACCCUUUAGGAGGGCCCACGAUGUUCUUCUACCUGACCAAGAAAAUAUCCAUUCCCAAUAAAGUGAAGCUGAAGUGUAUAUCCUGGAACAAGGAACAAGGGUUCAUAGCAUGCGGCGGCGAAGAUGGAUUACUGAAGGUUUUGAAAUUAGAGACACAGACAGGUGAUGCAAAAUUGAGGGGUCUUGCGGCCCCCAGUAAUCUUUCUAUGAAUCAGAAUCUUGAAGGUCAUAGUGGUUCUGUUCAAGUUGUAACAUGGAAUGAACAGUAUCAGAAGUUGACUACCAGUGAUGAAAAUGGGCUUAUCAUUGUGUGGAUGUUUUGUAAAGGCUCUUGGUUUGAGGAGAUGAUCAACAAUCGAAAUAAAUCAGUUGUUCGCAGUAUGAGCUGGAAUGCUGAUGGACAGAAGAUCUGCAUUGUAUAUGAAGAUGGGGCUGUGAUAGUUGGUUCAGUGGAUGGCAAUCGUAUUUGGGGAAAAGACCUGAAGGGUUUACAGCUAUGCCAUGUAACAUGGUCUGCAGACAGUAAAGUCUUACUCUUUGGAAUGGCAAAUGGGGAAAUACACAUUUAUGACAAUCAAGGGCAUUUUAUAAUAAAAAUGAAACUGAGUUGUUUGGUGAAUGUCACUGGAGCUAUCAGCAUUGCUGGGAUUCAUUGGUACCAUGGUACAGAAGGCUACGUGGAGCCUGAUUGCCCUUGCCUUGCUGUUUGCUUCGACAAUGGAAGAUGCCAAAUAAUGAGACAUGAGAAUGACCAAAAUCCCGUUUUGAUUGACACUGGCAUGUACGUAGUAGGCAUCCAGUGGAACCACAUGGGCAGCGUAUUAGCUGUGGCAGGCUCCCAGAAGGUGGCCACGCAGGACAAAGAUGUGAACAUUGUGCAGUUUUACACUCCGUUUGGUGAGCAUCUGGGUACUUUGAAAGUUCCUGGAAAGGAAAUAUCUGCACUAUCUUGGGAAGGAAGUGGAUUGAAAAUUGCACUAGCUGUUGAUUCCUUUAUAUAUUUUGCAAACAUUCGACCUAAUUAUAAGUGGGGUUAUUGCUCAAAUACUGUAGUUUAUGCAUAUACCAAACCUGAUCGUCCAGAGUACUGUGUUGUCUUCUGGGAUACGAAGAAUAAUGAAAAGUAUCUUAAAUAUGUGAAGGGUCUCAUUUCUAUUACCACCUGUGGUGAUUUCUGCAUUUUGGCUACAAAAGCUGAUGAAAAUCAUCCUCAGGAGGAGAACGAGAUGGAGACUUUUGGUGCAACGUUUGUACUAGUUCUUUGUAAUUCUAUUGGUACACCCUUGGAUCCCAAAUACAUUGAUAUUGAAGCUUUAAAAAAGAACUUUAUGGAUUAUUAUGGAAGUGUAGUUUAUGGGGCUCUGUUGUGCUCUACACUACCACUAUUUGUUGCAAUGACCAAAACGCAUGUGAUAGCAGCCUCGAAAGAAGCAUUUUAUACUUGGCAAUAUCACGUGGCAAAGAAGCUCACGGCAGUGGAAAUUAAUCAGAUCACACGGUCUCGAAAAGAAGGGAGAGAAAGAAUUUAUCAUGUUGAUGAUACCCCUUCUGGAUCAAUGGAUGGUGUGCUUGAUUACAGUAAGGCCAUUCAAGGCACAAGGGAUCCAAUUUGUGCCAUAACUGCAUCAGAUAAGAUAUUGAUUGUGGGUCGUGAAUCUGGCACCAUUCAGAGAUACAGUCUACCUAAUGUUGGUUUGAUUCAAAAAUACUCCCUUAAUUGUCGGUCCUACCAGUUAUCCUUGAAUUGCAACUCUAGCCGUCUUGCUAUCAUAGACAUCUCAGGAGUUCUAACUUUCUUUGACUUGGACGCUCGAGUAACGGACAGUACAGGACAGCACGUAGUCGGCGAGCUGUUAAAACUGGAACGAAAAGAUGUCUGGGAUAUGAAGUGGGCCAAAGAUAAUCCUGAUUUGUUUGCAAUGAUGGAGAAGACAAGAAUGUAUGUUUUCAGAAACUUGGAUCCUGAGGAACCCAUUCAGACCUCUGGAUAUAUUUGUAAUUUUGAGGAUUUAGAAAUUAAAUCUGUUCUUUUGGAUGAGCUAUUAAAGGAUCCAGAACGUCCAAACAAGGAUUACCUAGUUAACUUUGAGAUUCGGUCUUUGCGAGAUAGCCGAGCCCUGAUUGAGAAGGUUGGAAUUGAAGAUGCAUCUCAAUUCAUAGAGGACAAUCCACACCCCCGACUUUGGCGCCUACUGGCUGAAGCAGCUCUUCAGAAACUGGACCUACACACUGCAGAGCAAGCAUUUGUGCACUGCAAAGAUUACCAAGGCAUUAAGUUUGUGAAGCGCUUGGGCAAACUAUUGAGUGAGUCAAUGAAACAGACUGAGGUUGUUGGCUACUUUGGCAGGUUUGAAGAGGCUGAAAGAAUGUAUCUUGAGAUGGACAGAAGGGAUCUUGCUCUUGGCCUCCGGCUGAAACUGGGGGAUUGGUUUAGAGUAUUCCACCUCCUGAAAACUGGAUCUGGUGAUGCGGAUGACAGUCUCCUGGAACAAGCCAACAAUGCCAUUGGAGACUACUUUGCCGAUCGACAGAAGUGGUUGAAUGCUGUACAAUAUUAUGUACAAGGGCGGAACCAGGAACGCUUAGCUGAAUGUUACUAUAUGUUAGAGGAUUAUGACGGAUUAGAGAACCUUGCCAUUUCACUUCCGGAAAACCACAAGUUACUUCCAGAAAUAGCACAAAUGUUUGUCAGAGUUGGAAUGUGUGAACAAGCAGUGACUGCAUUUUUGAAAUGUGGUCAACCAAAGGCAGCGGUAGAUACCUGCGUACAUCUAAACCAAUGGAACAAAGCUGUUGAAUUGGCUAAAAAUCAUAGUAUGAAAGAAAUUGGAUCUUUGUUAGCUAGGUAUGCAUCUCAUUUACUGGAAAAGAAUAAAACGCUUGAUGCCAUAGAGCUCUAUCGGAAAGCCAAUUACUUUUUUGAUGCCGCUAAACUGAUGUUUAAGAUUGCAGAUGAAGAGGCAAAGAAAGGAACAAAACCUUUGCGUGUCAAAAAGCUGUAUGUACUGUCAGCCUUACUUGUAGAGCAACACCAUGAACAGAUGAAGAAUGCCCAGCGAGGAAAAGCUAGAGGAAAAAAUUCAGAGGCCACGUCUGCCUUGGCUGGUUUGCUGGAAGAAGAAGUUCUGUCUACAACAGAUCGUUUCACAGAUAAUGCAUGGAGAGGGGCUGAGGCUUACCACUUCUUCAUACUUGCACAGAGGCAGCUCUAUGAGGGAUAUGUGGACACAGCACUGAAGACAGCUCUUCACCUGAAAGACUAUGAAGACAUCAUCCCUGCUGUGGAGAUCUACUCUCUGCUAGCACUCUGCGCAUGCGCCAGCAGAGCCUUCGGGACUUGUUCAAAAGCUUUCAUUAAACUUACUUCUUUAGAGACUCUCAGUUCAGAACAGAAACAACAGUAUGAAGACCUCGCUUUAGAAAUCUUCACCAAGUAUACUUCAACAGACAACAGAAAAUCUGAAUUGGACGACAGCCUUAUGGAAGGUGGAGAAGGGAAACUGCCAACAUGUGUUGCCACGGGGAGCCCGAUCACUGAGUAUCAGUUCUGGAUGUGUGGUGUAUGCAAGCACUGUGUCCUUGCUCAGGAAAUAAGCCACUAUAGCUUCUGCCCCUUAUGCCACAGUCCAGUGGGAUAAAGGAAUGAUGACCUGUAUAUAACUGUAAAAUAUAUGUAGCAAACAUACAUAGCAAGAACUGUGUAUGUAAUAAGGUUUAUUUCAAUGAGUUUUGUAUGAAAAUUAGCCUCAUUAUUUAUAGUUGAGUUUUUGCACAAAAUAUAUGUUAAUAUAAUAAUUUUUUUUACAGAAAUAUACCUGUGAAAUAAGAAGGCUGAUUUUCAUAUAAAAUGUAUGAAAAAUCAACCAUAUUUUCUCUCUCCCUCUCUGUCUUGUAUUUGAUCAUAUGAUACCAUGGGAAUAUUCCAAAUAAAUAUUUUUCUCACAGUGUCAAGAUAACUUAAUUCAUUAAAAAAUCUUAAAGGGAGUGGGGAAUGGGGGAAGCAUGGGAAUGGGACAAAGUUGAAUUUAGAGAAUUUUUGUAACACAUAUGACUAGGAAGUUAAUUGUAAUAGUGAAAUGAGCUCUCUCUGUAGCUGUAUUUAAUUAAAUAAGCAUCGAAUGUCUUCUCUGUUAUAUUUUCAGAAGUGAGGUGAUAGCAUUUGAAGACUUUUUUUUUUUUUACAGUUUAAAUUGCUUCUAGUAGUCCUAUUCUUCUAUUUUAAAAUCUAUCCUAAAAGUCUCAUUCAAGAGAUGGCAUUUGGAAUUUAUACUUUCAUACCAUUGUGCAGAAAAUUUUGCUCUAUUUAUAAUGAAAAUAAACAAAAAUAUCAAUUUUGUAGUUAUAGCUUCUUUUGAAACAUUGUUACUAAGCUGGACCCUUCAUUUAUACAAAUAUUGCUGAGGGAGUGAUUCUUUCUUGAUAUGCAUCUGUUUUCAUUAUUAAUUUAAAAGAUAAACAGCUGUGAUCUGAAAUGGAUCAUUUUUUAUGUCUUUUAUAUAGUCAAUAAUGUUCUCUGUUUAUUUGUGAUGAAUUUCAUUUUGUGCCUAAACACCAGACCUUUGCACUAUUUCAUCAAGAUUAUUUUAUUGCGGUUUGGCUUACAUUUAGUAGAGGCAAUACAUACAGAGAGAUAUGCAGCUUUGUUAUUGUAGCUACAGUUCUCAAUCUGAUUUGUUUUUGUCUUGUAGAGACAGAGACAAGUUCAGCGUGUUGCAGAUUGGGAACAGUGAGCUAUGAGAAGAGAUUUAGAGCCUAGAUGAGUUUAGGAUAGAUAGUGGGCUCAUGGGCCUAAGUAAAAAGAGAAGACCAGAAGUCUUUGAGGUCUCUGUCUGUAUUCAUGCACCUUGUGGAAAAUUACCUUGGUACAUUGGUAGCCUCCAAAUAAACUACCUAGCAAGCUACACCAGAGAUCAUGGAAGAGAAAGCCUUACAUACCAAAUAAAAAUUCUCAAAAUACAUUGGUUUGUUGAACCAAUUUGCAAUACACCGUGAAGAACAAGGAGAAAGCAAUGAUAGAUUAACACUGUUAGUGUAGGGUGCCAGUGGGUGGAAAGACUGUAAGACCUGAAUCCUGUGUUAUGUAAUGUUUGUAUGUCCUGACGCGCACUCUGUCAUACGAGCUUUCCCGUAAUAGUGGGGUUACAAAGAGGAUCAGAGUGGCCGUUUGAGCCAGAGGACUCAGUCAGAGGAAAUGUGCCUGAGGCCAACAGCGUACACUUGCUGUAUAGAAGAGUCUCGGGGGGCAAGUACAGUUGGCCGCAGCAAUAGCUUGCCUAUUAGGCUUCUGAGCAGUUGUGAAUUUUAUUGUAUUUCUUGGGUAAGGUCAGGCCAGAAUGAGUGUCACCAGUGGGUAAUUGAAUCAACUUCCCACACAUACUGAGGCCUUUAUGUGUCUCAUGUAUACUUUGUGUGUCAUGAAUAUGUGGUACCUUUGUGGCUUUUCAUAUUUUUAGUGCUUCAUGAAUAUUUGGUAUCUCUUGCUCCUUUCCAAUCUGUAGUCACACAUACAUGCUCUGUUAACUUUGUCUAAUAUGUCUCCUAAGUUACUAACUUACCUAAAUUUAACCCAAUGAAUUCCAUCUUUCUCAUUUGUUCUCUUCUAUACCAGAAGGGGAAAUUUCCCCAAAUCACAUCCUAACAAAGAAGUCUGUCUAAGACAAUAUAUCUCCUGUUGAAAUUACUUCUUUCCACAGGAUUUUGUUUUUAGGGAUGAGACUAUUUUCUACUUCAUCGAGGAAAGAGAAAUGUUCAGGGUUGUAGGGAUGGUCACUUACUAGCUUUGCCUGUCUGAAAGGUUCGUGCAGGAUGGCUUGGUCAAAGCUGCCAAAGCCGCAAUUCUUGGUCCAUGAUCUAAUGCUUGAGUAUCUCUUCUUUCCCUUUCCUAUUUCAGGAAUCAGCUGAGAAUUCCUUUGAUUGUCAUGUCUCUUGCCCCUUAAGGUGAUGCGUUGGUUACACUUUCAUUUGCUUUAAUUCUAGAAUCACCUGUUGACGCCUCAGACUUCACCUAUCUUUUGGAAAGUGUCUUUUGGAGCCUUCCCCUAAUUUUCCUCUAAUUCCGUGCUGCCUGAGCCCUAGAAUUUUCCCCCCAACUACUUACUCCAGAUAGAUCCUGAGUUGCUGGAUCUCGCUGAUAUUUCAACAAUAUCUAGUUGGUAUUUCUAGUUCAGUUGGAUCCAGAAACCAGUAUCUCUAAAAACCACCUCUUAUACCUUGUGGACCUAAUUAUCAUAUAUGUAUAUGUGUGUGUGUGUGUGUGCAUAUGUACACAGAAAAACACAUCUUUUUUACUUUUGUAAAAGCUUAUGCCUCUUUGGGAUCUGUAUCUGUGAAAGUUUUAAUGAUCUGCCAUGAUGUUUUGGGGACCUUUGUCUUGUAUGUAAAUGGUACUAGAGAAAGAACCUGUAUUAUGAGUCGAUCCAGGUGGUUUUAUUUGACAUGAAGGAAAUGUCAAGGUAAGAAAAAAUGCUGACAAACUCUCCCUUGAUUAGGAGGACAAAGAAAAGCAAAACUGACCGUAAAAAACAAUUACCUGGUGAGAAGUUGCAUAAACAGAAUUAGGUGGUGUACUGAAGAUAGCAUCAUGAAGUAGUUAUAUUGUUCUUGCAAAAAACAUGUACUGACUCCCUUUGAGUAAUGCCAAGUUAUUUUUAUUAUAAAACUUGCCCUGAAUUACACGUUUCAAAAUGGUGUGGUGGGUCAAAGUACUGAAAUGAUGGAACUGACUGAUGAAGCUGUACAAAUAGCAGUGUGCCUAACAAGCAACACAACAACAUUAGCGUGCUAUAAUUCACAAAUGCCAAUUUCAUAUAAAGUGUAUUUUGCUAAAAUAUACUUUGAAAUUACUUUUCUGUAUUCCAAGAGCUGAGAUCUUAGAUUUUAUGUAGUAUUAAAUGAAAAAGUAUGAAAAUAAUAAAAACUGAAGAAAAA
Molecule: messenger RNA, 7046 nt
Organism: Sapajus apella (tufted capuchin)
Lineage: Eukaryota; Metazoa; Chordata; Mammalia; Primates; Cebidae
Gene: WDR35
Product: WD repeat domain 35
Exons: 29
Coding region: 8-3757 (1249 amino acids)
Biological process (GO): intraciliary retrograde transport; non-motile cilium assembly; protein localization to cilium
Cellular component (GO): non-motile cilium; intraciliary transport particle A
Molecular function (GO): protein binding
Source: RefSeq, a predicted model, not a curated record